Molecule: messenger RNA, 2442 nt
Organism: Pelmatolapia mariae (spotted tilapia)
Lineage: Eukaryota; Metazoa; Chordata; Actinopteri; Cichliformes; Cichlidae
Product: zinc finger protein 277-like
Exons: 9
Coding region: 32-853 (273 amino acids)
Source: RefSeq, a predicted model, not a curated record
UUUGUGUUAUUUGCACCACGUGACACCAGACAUGGCCGCCAGCGAGCCGAGUAAAGACGGUAAGGACACCAUUCUGGAGCCGCUGUGUUUCCCCGAUCAGCCGGCUGACACCUCCAGCCCUCCCGGUGUUCAAUGUCCCGGCUCCGAGCCGCUGGUCUGCCUGCUCUGCUCUGAGUCCGUCCCACCGCCGCAGAAAGACGUCCUCCUCAGACACCCGCUGAUGGAGCACAAGCUUGUCAUCGCAGACGUCCCAAAGUACUUGCUGUACUGGAAGGGCAGAUUCCUCGAGCAGCCGGUCACAGAUUUCUGCAGCGUCAUCAAAACCAACUCCACGGGCCCAGUCGAGAAGCAGGAGGACUACUUCCUGCUGUGUGACGUCCUUCCAGAAGACAGAGUCCUCCGAGAGAAGCUGCAGCAGAAACGACUGGAGGAGGUCCUGGAGCAGCAGCAGAAGGAGCGAGACGACAGCAGCUUCCAUCGUCUCUGCAUGUUCUGCAGCGAAGAGUUCACGGGAAACCGGUCGUCUCUGCUGAACCACAUGGCCAUAGAGCAUUCCUUCAGCAUCGGACUGCCGGACAACAUCGUCUACUGCAGCGAGUUCCUCGACACGCUGCAGGACAAACUGGACAGUCUGCAGUGUCUGUACUGCGAGAAAACGUUUCGAGAUAAAACCACGCUGAAGGAUCACCCGAGGAAAAAAGCUCACCGCCACAUCAACGCCAAAAACCACGAGUACGACCGCUUCUCCGUCAUCAACUACCUGGAACUGGGAAAAACGUGGGAGGAGGUGCAAAGCAAAGAUGACCGUGAGCUGGCGGAUGAUGAGGAUGAAUGGUGCAGUUACUGGGUGUAACGUUUAUUUUAAACCAACACGACAUCACCAGUCUGAGCACGCUUGAUCUCGAGAGCUAACCAGGUGCUGAACCAGGUGCUGUGAGCUCGGGGUAGCUGUGGAUCAGGAGGUACAGCGAAAGGUUGGAGGUUUGAUCCCCGGCUCGAUCCCAAAUACUGACCCUUGGGUUGUCCUUCCUGAGAAUAUUCUUAUUUACUGUGUCAGCCUGGAUGCAAAAGUUUAAAUCAAGUCCACUUCCUACUCCUCCUCUGAUCCUGUGUGAAUGCUUUCAGUCUGCUCGUUUCAUCUCCGUAUCGUCAUGGGAGCGCAAAACUGUCUGUCUGUGGUAAAAGAAUGACAAAACCUGCAAGGCGUGCCAUUUUAUGUGCAGAAUAUGCUAUUUUAGGUCAGACACGCCCAGAGCUCUGUUUCCUUCAGCCCCGUUUGUCACUCUAGUCCGUUUAUAACCAGGGUUGUGUUUUGUGUCUGUCAUCCCUACUAUGUGGUGCUGGAGUCCCUUCCUCUCCUGCUCCCUGAAGGCCUGACAGAAGCUCUGGAUGUGCUUGUCCAUCUUCUGGGCGUGGCGGCCCAGGAACUCCCUGACGUCCUCCAGGCUCCUCAGGCUGUAAGAAGACGGCGUGCUGACCUCGGACAGGCUCGGGUCCACCUCCAUGGGUCUGGAGACGCACAGGAUGCUGUAGCUUUGCUCCCGGUCGUUGUAGAAGGUCUCCUCGAACAGGAUGGGGAUCGACACUGGAGCCGGGAACCCGCAUCCCAGCAGGACCUGCCUGUCCUGGAUCCGGACCUCCUGUAACACACCCAGAGAAAAAGAAGCUAUUAAACAGCCUCUUUUUGUAUGUAAAAGUAGGACAGCGGUGCAUUUAAACUCAGCCUCUGGCAACAAUGAGCAGCACAGACUGGCUUGUGUUGAAGACAGACCUUCCCGACCGCAGUCUUAUAACCGUCCUCCACGGGCUGCAGCACAUAGCUGUCGAAGUGAGAGUCCGAGUAGCUGCUGAGGGUCAAACUUCCACAGCACGGCACCAGAACCUGCAGGUUCAAAGCCACACGCAGCGUAUUCAAUUUAUGAACCACAGGUCUGAUCUGUGUUAGGAAGCAGAAAAUAGGAUCAAAUGGUACAAAGAGUGGAGUCUUCACUCUAUUAACUGUGGUUAGGUGGACGUACGAAGAUGAUGAACAGCACUGAAAAAGGCUCUUGGACUCUAACUCACUUACGCUUUUAAAAUAGUAGAAGAUGUUAUCGUGAAGUAUAAUGCACUUCGGUGUGUAGUGGGAGUAUUAAAAUUUUAGUAUUAAGAUUUUAGAGCCGAGGCUCCACAGUGUUUGCAGGUUUGUGUUUAACCCUCUCUGCAAAUUCAGGUAUCCGAUGGUCUGAAAAUAGCGCAGAAACACUGAAAUUAAACAGGCGUCAUUUGUUUUUAAGUGUGGCAUCACCAUGGCUGUGUGACAUCACCAUGGCUGUGUGACAUCACCAUGGCUGUGUGGCAUCACCAUGGCUGUGUGGCAUCACCAUGGCUGUGUGACAUCACCAUGGCUGUGUGACAUCACCAUGGCUGUGUGGCAUCACCAUGGCUGUGUGUGACAUCACA